AUGUCCAAUUUUGUUCAUUUUUAACUUUCUUUCUCUCUCUUUAGAAAGAAAAAAAUUGAGAAGGUCUCCCUCCUCUAAGAAACCUAGCCGCCGCCACCACACCUCCAACAACUGUGUCUGCUUCUCACCUUGUCUGUUUGCAACCAUCACCAUCUUUCCAUCCUUUUCUUAUCAUAUUUUUUCAGUCAAGUUUGUUUUUAGAUCGGAGACAUUUUUUAGUUUCUCAGCCGCCACCUUCUUGGCUAGAUCCUGAGAACCAUAAACUAUAUUUUAAUAAACCAUCGCCGUAUAAAGACUCUCCUCCAUCUCCUCUGCAAAACCCACAAAUAAAAUUCAAGUUCGGAACACGUCCACCGUGCCGGGAAACACGCCCACCGUGCCGGAAACUGCGUUGUUGUCUUCUUCUCCACAGCAAUUAUACAUGCAACAUCAACAACAACAACAAAUAAUCAAGAGAAAGAACUAAACAGAAAAACAAUGGCCUAUUUUGUCAAAUCGUUGGGUUACUUCGCUCAAUGGAAUGUGAAUGGCAACUACUUGAAUCAGAAUGAAUCCGAUCACAUAUCCGAGGCAUUCAAAAUUGCUAUGUGGCAAUGGAGAAUAAUGAUAUCCAGAUCUCGCGUUGUGGGUGCUCAGAUUAUUUCAUUGUAUCCAAUGGAGUACAGUUAUAAAAUUGAGGGUGGUUUAAAUCCCCCUAUUGCUUCUUUCCAAAUUAAGAUUUCGGACACUAUCGGAAAACAUAGUCAAAUUCUAGCUAUGUCAGAAGAAGUUAGAGACUGGCAGUUCAACUUUCCAGGGCGAGGUACUUUUACUUGGAUAUGUGAUAUUGAGCUGCCCGAGGCAUACUACAUUGAGUUAGAAUUCUCACAUUUGCAAUCUUCAAACACAGCCAAUGGAGAAUCUUUCCGCUUUAAUGGAUAUAAGCGAUGUAAAUUAUCAUCCCUUAAUCGAUUGAUUCAAGUAGAUAAAGACAUCACAAUCUAUGUAGAGGCAUCUAAACAAACUAUUAUGGCCCAUCAGUUUGCUCUUGGUUCAAAGUCGAGUGUCUUUAAGCAAAUGUUCAAGGAGGGGUCUGUUGAUACUAUUACCAUCUCAGAUAUGGCAACUAUACCUUGUCAAAAAUUUAUAGAUUACUUCUACGAUAUCUUGAGAGAUGAGGAUCUUCUGAAUUACAGUCGGGAUUUAUUAGAAGCUGCAAAGAAAUAUGAUGUAACUGAUAUGAUAAAGGAUAUUGAGAAAAGGCUCGCAAGGGAUAUCAAUACCCAAAAUGUAGUUGAGAGGAUGAAGAUAGCAUACCGCUAUGAAUUGGAGACUUUGAGAGAUCGGUGUGUGCGUUUAAUUUUGGAGUUUAAAAAAUUUUGGACCAUUCGAAUGGACCUUUAUGAUUUCCUAGAAUCGGUUGAUAGGGAGGUAGUUCGCAAAGUAUUUCGUGAUUUUUGUAGUGUUAUUGCUGCUAUCGAGGGACUUUAAUACAUUUUUCUUAAUCAUGCUACUUGGUAAAUUUUUAUAAUUCUAUAAGAUCAUUUUUGUUUAUAUGA
Trifolium pratense (red clover) is the source of this 1538-nucleotide messenger RNA. Its product is annotated as BTB/POZ domain-containing protein At1g55760-like. The coding region runs from base 478 to 1470 and encodes 330 amino acids. NCBI's taxonomy places the organism in Eukaryota, Viridiplantae, Streptophyta, Magnoliopsida, Fabales, Fabaceae. Gene Ontology annotation, molecular function: protein binding. The record is from RefSeq and is a predicted model, not a curated record. The transcript is spliced from 5 exons.